AUGAGCUCGUCCUGCCUGCGAGCGGCUUGUGGAUCCGUUCGUCGCGCUGUUCUGCGGUCCGCCGCCUCCGCCUCGGCCCAGGUCGUGCGCUCCACGUCGACCUCCUCCACUCCCCUUGUCCGCUCCGUGGCCGCCAAGGCUGUGCGCAUGCCCGUCAACAACCUGGCCCUGGCCGCCCGCUACUUCUCCCAGACUGCCCGCGUCGCCGAAGAGGCUGAGCAGCCGACAAGCGAUUCGGUCCCGGCUGCGGCUAGUGUGGGCGAGACCAACGUCGAGGCCCAGGAUCCGACCCCCUACGGCAUCUUCAUCCGCAACGUUGUUUUCGACGCCAGCGACGCCAAUCUGCGGGAGGCCUUUGAGCACUACGGUCCCAUCAACUCCACCUUUAUUGCCCGCGAUCCCCGCGGCAUGAGCAAGGGCUUCGGCUUUGUCUACUUCGAGAACGCCGAAGCCCAGGCCAAGGCCCUCGAGGAGGCCAACGGCUCGUUCUGGCACGGCCGCCGCCUCAGCGUCCAGCCGCGCCAGAGGCGCCAGCUGCACCAGGCCGACCCCAACCGGCCCCCGCGCGCCGACGACCGGCCCCUGCGCGAACCCUCCAACUGCCUCUACAUUGGCAACCUGCCCUACGAGACCACCGACGCCGACCUGACUGUCACCUUCCGCGACGUCGACGGCCUCCAGGCCGUGCGCGUCGCCGUCGACCGCGCCACUGGCUGGCCGCGCGGCUUCGCCCACGCUGAUUUCGAUUCGAUCGAGAGCGCCAAGGCCGCCUACGAGUACCUCAAGGACAAGCAGGUCGGCAGCCGGACGCUGCGCAUCGACUAUGCCUCGCCGACCAAGUACUUCUCAAAGAGGAACAGCAGCGAGAGCCAGGAGGAGGCCGUUUCGGAAGCGACCAACUAG
This is a messenger RNA of Sporothrix brasiliensis 5110, 903 nucleotides long. RefSeq names its product nucleic acid-binding protein. The record is from RefSeq and is a predicted model, not a curated record. Bases 1 to 903 code for a protein of 300 amino acids. Gene Ontology annotation, molecular function: RNA binding. NCBI's taxonomy places the organism in Eukaryota, Fungi, Ascomycota, Sordariomycetes, Ophiostomatales, Ophiostomataceae. The transcript is spliced from 2 exons.